Penicillium paradoxum is the source of this 1125-nucleotide messenger RNA. RefSeq lists its product as uncharacterized. The record is from RefSeq and is a predicted model, not a curated record. The coding region runs from base 1 to 1125 and encodes 374 amino acids. Gene Ontology annotation, molecular function: oxidoreductase activity. Lineage: Eukaryota; Fungi; Ascomycota; Eurotiomycetes; Eurotiales; Aspergillaceae. The transcript has a single exon.
AUGGCCACCCCAGGAACUCAGUAUAUGAUGCAAGCCGGCCUAGCAGCCGGCAUGUCGGGCACACAGGGAAUGCAUUCACCGCAUCCUAAAGAGGUAGAUCCCUAUCUCAGCGAUCCGGUCAACAUGCUCCCGGCCGACCUGAUCCCGAAUUCCGAAAGCCGCAUUGCGCUGCGCGGUGUGAGUGGCAAGGACGUGCUCGUUCCUUAUAUCAGUAUAGGUGCAUGGUCAUGGGGCGACAAGGCAACCUUCAACUACAACCCCACACAAGAUCUACCACGCAUCCACGCAGCAUGGGCCAAACUCAAGGCCGUUGGAUUGACCUUCGUGGAUACAGCGCAGUCCUAUGGUGACGGCGAGAGCGAGCGAAUCUGUGGGACCUUAUUCCACGGAAUGCCUCGUAAUUCCUUCGUCGUGCAGACCAAGUGGCUAUCGACGCCCGACAUGACCAACACACUCAUGCAAUCUGGCGGGCCCAAGUCUAAGCUCCGGGACUCCCUUGUCCGCCUGAGACUAGACUACGUUGAUAUCUACCUCGUCCAGGGACCUAUCCACCCUAGCACAAUCUCCACUGUCGCCAAGGGCUUGGCCGAAUGUGUGGAAUCUGGGAUGACGCGUGCGGUUGGAGUUGCUAACUACGACACGAAAGAGAUGAUCAAGAUGGCCGACGAGCUGGCUAAGCACGAUGUCCCGCUCUCCGUCUGCCAGUGCGAGUAUUCGAUCGUCCGGCGCUUGCCUGAAGUCAGCGGCAUGAUCCGAGAAUGCAAAAAGCGGAGUAUUUGUUUUCAGGGCUUUGCCUCGCUGGCCGAGGGCCGUCUUUCUGGUAAAUACUCGCGCUUCAAUGAGGUUCAGCGGAGACGGCGCUUCAGCAGUUAUCCCAUGCAUAUGUUGGAGCCCACCAUCAAUGUCUUAAAGGGUAUUGCCGAGGAGCGCCGCGUGCCUGUUCCUGCUGUCGCGAUUAAUUACUCCAUCAAUAAAGGUGUUCUGCCAUUGGUCGGCGUGCGCGAUGCCGAACAAGCCGAGCAGGAUAUGCAGGCGCUUGGAUGGCGACUGAGUGAGGAUGAGAUGAAGCGGAUUGAGGGAGUCAGUCUGCAGGGUAGCAGAUCAUCGUUUAUGCAACACGGGUAG